This is a messenger RNA of Pantherophis guttatus, 2620 nucleotides long. Lineage: Eukaryota; Metazoa; Chordata; Lepidosauria; Squamata; Colubridae. The record is from RefSeq and is a predicted model, not a curated record.
AUGACCUAUCGCACCACUCUGGACCUGCUCUUCAAAUCCCAAGAAUUUGUCCCUAACUACAGAUGUGAUAGCCAGAAGAAUCUCAUGGCCAUCAUUGGAGGAUUGGAUGCUCCUACUUCAUCCUACAUGAUGCAAACUAUAAAUAUUUUCAAGAUUCCACAGUUGACUUAUGGCUCUUUUGCACAUGAAGAGUUUCACAGUACCAAAUUAUCUUCACUUUACUGCAUGGUCCCAAAUGAGGACUAUCAGUACACUGGAGUUAUACAACUUUUCCUCCAUUUUGGAUGGACGUGGAUUGGAGUCUUUGCUUUUGAAACUAAGGGAGAACAUUUUUUGCAGAAAAUGCAGCCGUUGUUUUCACAGAACGGGAUCUGUUUAGCUUUCACACAAAAAAUUCCGCAACAUCUCCACUUGGAAGAUUUCCCAGAAUUGUUAGAUUCAGUCUCAAUUAUUUCAAAUAAAUUGAGGGAUCGAAAAGCGAAUGUUUUUCUUGUCUACGGAGAAUCCUUCACAACAGUGUGGCUCAGUUUUGUCAUGUUUCUACGUGAUCCUGAAAAUAAAGAGAGCGCAUUGUUUAGGAAGGUUUGGAUCCUGAUGAAUCCGAUUGAUUUCAUCCUGACGGGAACUCAAAGGAGUUGGGAUCUCCAGGUGUACCAUGGGGCUCUUUCCUUUACUGUGCAUUCAAGAGAAGUUCGAGGCUUCAAAGAAUUUCUUCAAGUCCUCAAACCUUCAACCCAGAAAGAUGCAUUUCUUCAAGAAGUUUGGCAACAAUUGUUUGACUGUAUAUUUUCAAAGACAGACUUCCCUUCAACUAUCAGUGGAACUUGUAGUGGGGAAGAGAAUUUGGAGGAUCUGCCUACACCAUUUUUUGAAUUUCAGAUGACUGGCCAAAGCUAUAGUAUCUACAAUGCUGUUUAUGCAGUGGCACAUUCUUUGCAUGAGGCAGUGACAUCAAGACCCAAAUGGACAAAAAUUCAAAGGGCCGAAUUUCCAGAUCUGCAGCCUUGGCAGAUUCAUUGGCUUUUCUUUCCAGAUGCGGAUGACUGUUUUGAAUGUUCACAAGAUCAUUAUCCAAAUAAAGAAAAGAAAGGAUGUAUCCUGAAACUGCUGGUCUUUCUAAAUUUCGAAGAACCCUUAGGAAUUAGCUUGGUCUCCGCAGCUCUUUGUUUCUUCUUCUUGACAUCUUGGAUACUUGGAACAUUUAUGAAGCACAGGGAUACUCCCAUUGUCAAAGCCAACAACCGGUCGCUCACCUACACCCUCCUUGUCUCUCUUCUGCUCUGUUUUCUCUCCUCUUUGCUUUUCCUCAGCCAACCUGGCAAAGUGACCUGCCUUCUCCGACAACCAACAUUUGGCAUCACUUUCUCAGUGGCCAUUUCUAGUGUACUAGCCAAAACCAUCACUGUGGUUGUGGCUUUCAUGGCCACUAAACCAGGAUCUCAGAUGAGGAGAUGGGUGGGGAAAAGAUUGCCUUUUUCUAUUGUCCUUUCCUGCUCUCUCUUACAAGUAUGUGUUUGUAUACUUUGGUUGUCAACAUCACCUCCAUUCCCUGAGUUGGACAUGCACUCAGAGCUCCAAGAAAUGAUUUUACAGUGCAAUGAGGGGUCAGCUUUCUUCUUCUACUGUGUCUUGGGCUACAUGGGAAUCUUGGCCAUCUCCAGCUUUAUUGUGGCUUUCCUUGCCCGUAAAUUACCUGACAGCUUUAAUGAAGCCAAGUUCAUCACCUUCAGCAUGUUGGCCUUUUGCAGUGUGUGGAUCUCCUUCUUUCCAGCCUAUCUGAGCACAAAAGGCAAAGCCAUGGUAGCUGUGGAGGUCUUCUCCAUCUUGUCCUCCAGUGCUGCAUUACUGGGAUGCAUAUUCCUGCCCAAAUGCUACAUCAUUGUUUUGCGGCCUGACCUCAACCACCGGGAGCAACUCAUAAGGCGGAAUUAGCACAUCAUGUGUUCUUUCUGGCUACGGAAAAUGAUUAACAAAAAAGAGUAGAGAGCCUGCUUUCUACAGGAAAUUAUAGACAUAAUUAUUUCUAUCAAACAAGAUUUUAUAUACCAGUAUGAUUGGGUUUAUUAUUAAAACAUAUUGUUGCCUAUUCCAAAUGAAGUACUCAUUUUCCUACAUUUUCAGACAUUCUCCAAAAUUGUUUAACCUAACCCUUUUUUCCUUUGAAUACAUCAAGCUAACAAGAUUUUGAGCAUCUAUCUCUUUAUAUUCUUAGGAGAUUUGAGCUCUUUACUUUAAGGAUAUCUAAAAGUUUGCAGCUUUCAGUUCAUGGUGUUUAUAGCUUCACUUUAUAAACCACUGUAUAAAUAUGGGGGAAAGCUAAUGAAUAUUUUAUGGAUGUGUAUUUAACACAGUAUUGUAGGGUAUCCAUUUUGAAUUGAUUGGUCUUCUUUGAAAUGUAAAAGUUAGAAUUUUUUUUUGAACAUUUAACAUACAUUUAACUGUGUUUUUGAAAAAGCUUUCACAAAGGGUCAAAACUAUUCAUUCGCCAUCCACCAAUGUCUUUCUACUGUACUUAAUCAUCCAAUUUUAAUAAUGUUGCAAUUUAGAGGCAUUAUAUAAAACAUAGUCUUCCAUCUAACACAAUCCAAUAAAAGCAUAUGCUGGCCGUUGGCCAUAACAA